Molecule: messenger RNA, 809 nt
Organism: Pezoporus occidentalis (night parrot)
Lineage: Eukaryota; Metazoa; Chordata; Aves; Psittaciformes; Psittacidae
Product: E3 ubiquitin-protein ligase Topors-like
Exons: 2
Coding region: 249-809 (186 amino acids)
Biological process (GO): protein polyubiquitination; protein monoubiquitination
Molecular function (GO): ubiquitin protein ligase activity; metal ion binding
Source: RefSeq, a predicted model, not a curated record
UGCAAAUUCCUGCCCCUGGGGAGGAAUAAGAGCCAGUACACACUGGUGACGGCAGCAGCUAUACGGAGAAGGACCUGGGGUGCUGGUGGUCCACCAGGACCGUGGACCUGCUCUUGGAGUGCCGCUUUUGUGCAGAGCUUUGUGUGGCUGGGGGGCUCUGUGUCCCACACGCAGCUGUCUGUGGCAGUGGGCAGUACUGAGGACUCCUGGCCAGUUCCUCUGCAUUUCCUGACCACCUCCUUCAGGAGAUGGUGCUGAGUCCUGAGGAGCGCCUGCAGCAGGGCAGCUCUGCCAUGACGGCUGGCAGCAGCCAGGUGGAGCGGGCAGGGGAGCAGGAAGCAGCGGCAGACGUCCUGUGCGCCAUCUGCAUGAGUACCAUCGGCGAUGCAGCGUACGUGGACGGGUGCCUGCACAGCUUCUGCUUCGGCUGCAUCCAGCAGUGGGCCGCCAGGAAAGCGGUGUGCCCCCUCUGCAGGAGGCCUUUCGACCGCCUCCUGCACACGGUGCGGGCGGACGACGACUACCAGGAGUACGUGGUGAGCUCGUCCGCCCGCCCGCCGAGGUCCGUGGCCAGGGCCCAGGUGUACAGGCACCUGCGCUCAAGGCUCGGCACCCGCAGCCCCGCGGUGAGAAGGGGUUUUGUGAGGAGGCUCCGACGGCAGCCGGGUGACGCAGCCCCUUGGCGCUCCGGCGCCCCCGCCCGGCAGGAUGCAGGGGACGGCCCGGCCGGCCCGGCAGAGCCACCCGUCGGGCGCUACGACCUGGAGGCUCUGGGGGCGCGGCUGCUCGCCUUCGCGGAAAGGCAGUGA